This is a messenger RNA of Aaosphaeria arxii CBS 175.79, 2937 nucleotides long. RefSeq names its product glycoside hydrolase family 3 protein. Gene Ontology annotation, molecular function: beta-glucosidase activity. The record is from RefSeq and is a predicted model, not a curated record. Bases 287 to 2905 code for a protein of 872 amino acids. Gene Ontology annotation, biological process: glucan catabolic process. The transcript has 3 exons. Lineage: Eukaryota; Fungi; Ascomycota; Dothideomycetes; Pleosporales.
GUCAGGACUUGUUUUUGCAUUGAAUUCCUUCCCUAGCGGACUAUCGAAAUAGGCUCGGCCAUGGGAAACAGCAUAAUCCGCCAAUGCGAAUGCAAUAUAGACAGCGCAUCCCCUUCCUUAGCGGCUUUGCGGGGUCUGGGGCCAAUUGCUUGGAGAUGACUAUAUGUUCACCACGGCUUCGCCCAUCUGCGCCGAUGAUGAUGACUGACUGACAGUACUGCGAUUUAUCGCUGUCCACUCUUUUGAAACACUUUCUUUCGUUACGGCGCAUGCCCUACCAGUCGCUAUGCUUUCCUUAACCCUCCUAUCCCUCUCAACCCUCGCCGCAGGCGCAGCCGUCGAAAAGCGCAUACCUGUGCCCGCAGGAUAUGUCGCGCCGCCAUACUACCCAUCGCCUUACGGCGGCUGGACGUCGGACUGGAGCGAAAGCUACCGCAAAGCCGCGCUGCUCGUCUCCAACCUGACCCUUGCGGAGAAAACCAACAUCACAGCCGGGACGGGCAUUUUCAUGGGACGAUGCGUGGGGAACACGGGGAGUGCGCCUCGCGCGGGCAUCCCCCAGCUGUGUCUGCAGGAUGGGCCGCUCGGCCUGCGUAAUAUGCCCGAGGGCGACAAUACUGCGUUCCCUGCGGGUAUCACGGUCGGAGCGACGUGGGAUAAGGACCUCACAUAUGCUCGCGGUGUCGCGAUUGGUGAGGAGUUCAGAGGGAAGGGUGUCAAUGUGCAUUUGGGCCCUUCUGUAGGACCCUUGGGGCGAAAGCCUCGGGGCGGAAGGAAUUGGGAGGGUUUCGGAUCUGAUCCUGUCUUGCAGGCUGUUGGCGGUGCUCGCACUAUCGAGGGUGUGCAGAGCGUCGGUGUCAUUGCGACUAUCAAGCAUCUGAUUGCUAAUGAGCAGGAGAUGUACCGCAUGUACAAUUUGGUGCAACCGGGUAUCAGCUCGAAUCUCGACGACAGGACGCUUCAUGAGUUGUAUCUCUGGCCCUUUGCAGAGGGUGUGAGGUCAGGCGUCGGCUCAGUGAUGAUUGCGUACAAUGCUGUCAAUGGUUCUGCUUGCUCGCAGAAUUCCUACCUCAUCAAUGGGAUAUUGAAGGAUGAACUAGGCUUCCAGGGUUUUGUCAUGAGUGAUUGGCUUGCUCAAAUAUCUGGCGUUGCUUCUGCGCUGGCUGGACUUGACAUGUCUAUGCCUGGCGACAUCCACACUGUUCCCCUUUUCGGCAACUCAUACUGGAUGUACGAGUACUCGCGUGCGAUUCUGAACGGUACUAUUCCUGUGGAUCGCCUCGAUGACUCUGUAACUCGCAUUCUCGCAGCUUGGUUCCAGAUGGGCCAGGACCAGAACUACCCACCUCCCAACUUCGAUACUAACACUCAAGACGCCGAGGGCCCUCUCUAUCCCGGAGCUUUGGUAUCUCCGCGUGGUGUUGUCAACCAAUUCGUCAAUGUUCGAGGAAAUCAUGACGAAGUCGCUCGCGCCGUGGCUAGAGAUGCUAUCACUCUGCUGAAGAACACCAACGGAAGCCUACCUUUGUCUCGAAAUGCCACCCUCAAGGUCUUUGGAACAGACGCCGAGAAGAACCCCGAUGGCAUCAAUUCCUGCGCGGACCAAGGCUGCAACAAAGGCACGCUUGGAAUGGGCUGGGGCAGUGGAUCAUCGCGCUACCCAUACAUGAACUCGCCAAUUGAUGGGUUCAAGAAGCGCGGCGCCAACUACACAUUCUUCAACACCGACUCGUUCCCGUCCAACUCGAACCCGGCGCCAAGUGACACGGCUGUUGUCUUCCUCUCCGCUGAUUCGGGCGAGAAUUACAUUACUGUUGAUGGAAACCCGGGAGACCGAACAAACGCUGGCUUGCAUGCCUGGCACAACGGCGACAAGCUCGUAAAGGAUGUUGCCGCCAAGUACUCCAACGUGAUUGUCGUGGUUCACACUGUCGGUCCUAUCAUCCUCGAAGAAUGGAACGACCUCCCUUCAGUAAAGGCCAUCCUCUUCGCCCAUCUUCCUGGGCAGGAAGCGGGCGACUCGCUCAUGGAAGUCCUCUAUGGUGACGUUUCACCCUCAGGCCAUCUCCCUUACACCAUCCCCAAAUCAGAGGACGACUACCCCGAUAGCCUUGAUCUUGUGGGCUUCCAGGUGGGACAGCCGCAAGAUACCUUCACCGAGGGUCUGUACGUCGACUACCGCCAUUUCAACCGUGAGAAGAUUACGCCGCGUUACGCAUUCGGACAUGGCCUCAGCUACACGACCUUCGAGUUUGCCAACGCCACCAUCACUCCAGUCACACAGCUCACUGCGACGCCCCCCGCCCGUCCAGCCAAGGGCGAGACUCCCGAGUACUCAACCACCAUCCCUCCAGCAUCAGAGGCAUACUGGCCCGCCAACUUCAACCGCAUCUGGCGCUACCUGUAUUCCUGGCUCGAAAAGAACGACGCCGACAACGCCGCGAAGGACGCCAAUUCGACCCGCAAGUACCCCUACCCUGAAGGAUACUCGACCGAGCAGAAGCCCGGCCCCGUCUCCGGCGGCGCCCAAGGCGGCAACCCUGCCCUCUUCGAUGUAGCCUACGAGCUCGAAGUCACCGUCACGAACACGGGAUCCCGCGACGGACGCGCCGUCGCCCAGCUCUACGUGCAGUUCCCGACCCAAGGCGUCGCCUUCGACACGCCCAUCAUCCAGCUCCGCGACUUCGAGAAGACGAAGACGCUCGCCGGCGGCGAGAGCGAGGUCCUCAAAUUGAAGGUCACCCGCAAGGACCUCAGCGUCUGGGACGUCGUCAGCCAGAACUGGAUCGUGCCCAACGUGUCGGGCGACUAUGGUCUCUGGGUGGGAGGAAGCUCAGACACGCUGACGCUUCGAUGCGGCACUGCGAGCGGGAAUUGCGAGGAUGGCGUCGACAGCCCGGUAUAAAUCCACCCUUUCCAUCAACAUCUCAUAGUCUC